Messenger RNA from Ectocarpus sp. CCAP 1310/34, 3326 nucleotides. Lineage: Eukaryota; Phaeophyceae; Ectocarpales; Ectocarpaceae. The record is from the annotation of a GenBank genome assembly.
UUUGCGGAACACAACGUCUACGAUCUGGUGCCCCUCAGCAGCGCUCCCAAGGGAGAGAAGACCCUCGCUACGGAAUUCGUCUUCAAGAAAAGCUGGACGGACGCUUCAAAGCUCGCCUGGUAGUCGGAGGACAUCGUCGAGCACCAGGACAGGAUUACGGACGCAGCUACGCCCUCGUUUGCCGUAUCGGGAGCAUUCGCAUGACGUGCGCCAUUGGCUGCCACAACAACUGGCCCAUCUACCAACUGGACGUUGUCGGUGCCUUCCUAAACGCCCUCUGCGACAGAGACGUGUACGUCAGACCCGCUCCCGGUACAUCCGCCAAGAACACCACGACAGGAGAACUCAUGGUGUACAAACUAGAACGGAGCCUCUACGGCCUAUCGCAGUCGCCGGCGGUCUGGAACGACACCCUCGACGGGUCUCUCACGGUGUUCGGAUGGAAAAGGACUCAAUCCGAACCCUGCGUGUACGUGUAUACCAGCGGCAACAUCAUCGUGAUUCUCACGGUCUACGUAGACGACAUUCUCCUCACGGGAGGAGACCAGCAGCUCGUGGACCUGGAGAAGAAGGUGUUCGUGUGUCUGGAUACGAGCAUGGUAGAUCUGCUAGCAGCACGGGGGGGGAUGGCGGGCCGCAAAACCGGAGGGACCACUCCGGACGGCUCGCAGGCAGGAGACACAAAUAGCAGCGAGCAGAUGGACAGCAUGCGGUUUGAGAUCAGUUCGCUGACACAGCAAAUGGGCCAGCUGGUGCAGCUGGUCGGAGGACUUGCUACACGUAUAGAGGAGAAGUCCGGCGGUGCCACGGAGGGCGCCGCUGAAAGCGGCGGCGCCGUGGAGAGCGUCACCACAAGCACUGCAGGUCAUUUUGGGACCGUGCAGUACGACGGGAGCGCGCAGGCAGCGGACCUGCGAAGAGAGUCUGGUCCUUCGGGACGACACAGCGGCGAAGUAGGGGGUUCAGACCCCCAAGAGGUGAGAGUAGCCGCUGCUCACAAUCAAGCUUGUUUCAGCAGCGCCAUGGGAAGUGGUGCUGCUGUCUUCGGUAGUGCGAGCGUGGGAUACCAAAGCGUGAAGUACACAGCGCCCACGUUCAGCGGAGACGCCAAGAGCUUUUCUUCGUGGCUAGAGAAUGUUUUGAUGGCAGCGAACACACAAACCUUCUUGAGCUUUUCGAGGAGGGGGGGGCGGAGAUCCCCGUAAACAGUGGGCAGAGCAAAGUCCAACUGUCCAGGUUUUACCCGCACGACAAAGUAGAGCUCGCUUUCCACGCGUGGAAUUUCCUCCGUGGAGCUCUCAAGGACGAGAAAGACAGGACAAUAAUGAAGCGAGCUGAGUCGCCCCUGGGGGCGCUCCGUGAGCUGAAGGGGUUGUACGACCCAGAAUCGUCCAUGCAGCCUGCGGAUGAGUUAAAAUCCCUGACAUCCAAGAAGAUCCCGAUGGCAGAGAAUCCGCAACAUGCUCUCAACAGUAUGCUCGCCACCGCAGAGUCCCUUUCGAAACGGGGGCUUGAUGUUAACGAAACCUUCGUUUUGCACCUCUUCUUGGAUGCCCUCUCCAACGAGUACGCUGCUGAUACAGCAGCCACGUGCUCCAUGUUCCGAUGCGCAAACGCGUUCGCGAACUGCCGCGAGUGUAGUGGUUGGGUCAAGGGGAUCGGAGGCAACAAGGCCCCCGUUCCUCUCCUAGGGUACGGAGACGUGACCGUAGUCUUUCUGACCGAAGGCGGUAGGGUACCAGUGCUAAUCCUGAACGCCGCUCAUUAGCAUCCUUUGAUUCAACGCGGGCUGCCCACGGUUUAUUGGACACUAACAUAACCCUCUCAAAGUAUUUUUCAGCCCUUUCCAUGCCUCUCAAGGUUAAUCGUCGUUGAAGUACAUUGUCCAUGUUUUGUUCGUGUUGCUUUUUUGGUUCGGUGUGCGAAGACCCCACGCAAAGUGACUCUUUUUUCCCCCUGUUGUUGUGGUGGCCGAAUCUCAUGGCAGGCAGCGAUCCACAUAAUUGUGGUCCAGCUGCUUCCUAAGCUGGCGAGCCGCAAGUCGGCGACCAUUGAAAAGGGAUAUUUUUAAGGAGGGUGGCGCGAGAAUGUACACCGGCAUCCAGACCGUAUUGCAGGACAUGUGAGCGACGAGUGGAGGUAUCGUUGCUACUGCAGUACCCGCUGUUGCCUUGUGUUUUUUGGAUGGAAGAAGUUAGUCUGUUGGGGGUCUGUUCAACUGUGCUGGUGACAUGAACCGUUUGGGUGAUGAGGUCAUUGUGUCCUUGGUAGCGAGUGCAGAUAUGGUCUUACACAGCCGCAUGUUUCUAUUGUUCUUGUUCGGGGGCGCGCCCUGUGUUGCUUGUUGCUAAUUCUAGCACCCUAGGGACAUACAUGAUGUGGCAAUUCACCAAGGAACGCCUGGCUUCGUCGAGUGCCUAUCGGCGGAAAGGCGACUUUUGGGACAGGACUUGCUUCACGAGUCCUUCCUCGCGCAGGUGACAGAAUGGGUGUUUGCAGGUUGUACUUCAUUUUACCUGGCAGAUUUCCCCUGAACACUACCAACCGAGGGCUAAAAGGUGCCAUGGGCAACUUUGAUUUCUUCCCACGCCUAGGCCAGGAGUCAUCCCGCUGCAUCUAUUGUUUCCCGAUUUCCGAUCCAUCGCUUUUCCCGCAACGCUAAAAGACGCAAUUGUGGGAAAGCGUAGGGAAGGGGGUGCUUAUUCCGAUUGAAAUUUUCGCCGGAAGUGGAGGCUACUCAUGCUUCUACUGUGUGACCUAGUUCCGUGAAGCGAACAGAUAACCAACUAUGCUGUUGAUAGAACCAGCGGGAAGUAACUAAUGAAUGCCUCAGCAUCUACCAGAAAAUAAUAUUGUCGUUUCAACACUACCCUCUCAGAUACCCCGCCCAUUCGGCCGAAAAAGUGGCAAACACGUUGAAAUCUCCCCCCGGUGUUCUUGAUCCGCAAAAUUGAGAAACCACCCCACCACCCUCGGGGUAGUCGUUGUCAGGAUCAAAGAUUGCCAAGCCCCCCGGGACGAACGAAAAAUAGCUACAGCCGCAUGCCUUUCGGCAAUCUACAGCUUGCCUCACCUCCGUCGGAGUGUAGAAAUGAUAUUUCGCAUCCUGGACGUACGUCGGAAGAUACACAACCAACGGAAUACGCAUGCUUCUUUGGCUCAUCACCCCAUCGGCCUACCCGUGACUUUCCCUUCCCUUCGUUACGUUCGGCCAUAAUUUCUGUGCAACAUGCUGCACGCCAGGUCAUGGCGCCCUCGUCGCCAUGCCUCCGCCAUCCUCACAGAGUAUGGGAACCCCGAGAUCAUGCGCUUCCUCUCCCCAUCUG